GAAGAAUUUAACGCAAAAUUAAUCGUAAAUAUUAUUAAAAAAUAAAAAAUCGACGUGCGAUGAAAUCUCGCCUUACCGGUAACCGAAUAGAGAAGAAACAAGACCGAAAAAUCACUAGCGACGAAAUUGAUACAAAUAACGAAUCCAAUAAUUCAUUUAAAUACGUUUUAUCUGGAGAUCUAUAUAUUAUUGGAAGAUUAUGGAUAGAAGCAUUGAAGACAGCUUUAAUUGGUAUGAACUUCCGCCUGAUUCCGGUGGUCGAAGCGGCGAAAGUUCCAGAAACACCACAGAAGCCACCGUCAAUGAAAUAUACUGACUUACCCCUGUACAAAAGUCCGCAUUACGAAUAUAAGGACCAUUUAGAAGCUAACCAGAAAUGCCCAGACGCUAACGUCAAACUGUUACAUCGAUCCUUACUCCCGUAUGUCAAAUGCUACAGACAUAUAAUUGCAAGGAACAUCUGCGAAGCCAAAUGUUUUGUAGAAGAGAAAUACUUUAACACCUGCAAUGUUAUCCGCAACGCAAGGAAAGAUUUCAAACAAAGCAUGAGAGAUCCAAAGAAUUUACCGAUCAGACAGGUCACGGUUGCUUUUGGUGGUACAGCUGGAUACAUUCUAGGUGGAGGGGGUGGUAUACCGAGGCGCAUAUUCUUCACGAGUCUUGGGUUUAUAUCAGCUGGUGCCUUAUGCUUUCCACAGGAAACUGAUGAUAUAUUCAGAAACGUGACUUAUACGUUUGGUAAAGUUUUCAUAGCGGUUUAUAAUAAAUGGUGCGGUAAAGAAUUUCUUAUGAGAGAGAAAUUGGCUUGCAAGGAUGAGUUACCACCACCGCCUCCUACCAGGAAACCAAUUCCAUGCCCUCCAAAAUAAUACUAGUGGUAUUUAUAAGUGCUUUUA
Vanessa tameamea is the source of this 896-nucleotide messenger RNA. RefSeq lists its product as uncharacterized. NCBI's taxonomy places the organism in Eukaryota, Metazoa, Arthropoda, Insecta, Lepidoptera, Nymphalidae. Bases 60 to 869 code for a protein of 269 amino acids. The record is from RefSeq and is a predicted model, not a curated record. The transcript has a single exon.